Molecule: messenger RNA, 2259 nt
Organism: Scatophagus argus
Lineage: Eukaryota; Metazoa; Chordata; Actinopteri; Scatophagidae
Exons: 3
Coding region: 410-670 (86 amino acids)
Biological process (GO): negative regulation of protein kinase activity
Molecular function (GO): calcium-dependent protein kinase inhibitor activity; protein kinase binding
Source: RefSeq, a predicted model, not a curated record
CAGCGCUGUCUCUUAAAUCAACCGCACGGUGACGUUCACAUGCACUUAUGAGUCAAGAUACAAUACGAGGAAAUCCCCAAGGCCGAGAAAACGACGAGAGGUCCCUUUAAAUCGACGCUUCCUCGGUGUUGUGCUAAGAGAGAGAGAGGGAGAGAGAGAGAGAGAUCUGAUAAACAACAACACUAUUCUCAGAAGCCGCUUUUACCGGAUUCAGCUCUUUACUGCGGCCUCGGUGAGGAAGAGGUGAGGCUACGAGGACUUUCGCUCUGCUCUGUCAAACAUUUUGUGGUCUGUUGUUCAUACAUUCAUUGUUACAUGCAGUUGCGGAAGUGAGAAGCUUUUCGACACGACGCAAAGCUUGGGUUGUGUGGACAUCUAGCGGUCAAUCAGGAGAAGGCGCAUUCUAAAGAUGUACGGAGCUUCAGGCAUCCCAGAGCUCAUCCCGCCCAGCGGACCCCCGAGGCAACCCGGCCCGGCAGGGCAGUACAACCCGGGACACCCACAGGUCAACGGCCACGGCGGAGGAUCCAACCCUCAGAGACUCGGACAGAGAGCGCCCAAGUUGGGCCAGAUAGGUCGAACCAAGAAGGUUGACUUGGACGAUGAAGACUUGGAUGACAUCAUGAACAACAACGGGCAGUGUCCUGUAUCCCUGUCGCCCAUCUCGUAAGCGUCACCAGGAAGUGCCAACAAAGAAAACACAAAAACACAAAAACAAAUCCCCUGGGAUGCCAAAACUCCCAGUUAGUGAUCUUGGCCUUGGACCUGUCAAGUGUCCUACUGAAGCUUCUGAGGGCUCAACAAGGCACAAAACAAACAAAAAGGUUCAUUUGGCGCCAGCUGAAGCCUCAACUCUGAUUGUAAAUAGUGUUUAUUCAACUUUGGUCAGACUGUGAAUGAAUUGUAUUGCAUCGCCCUCUUCUCUAUACCUCUAUAGGCAGUAGACUUUCAGGACUUGAGAAAGAUCUCUAGAAAGAGUUUAUUUUUUUCAGAGCUUCUUAACAAGGGCUACAUUUCUAAAGUUGCACUGAGCAAAUCGUCAGACGAAAAGCAGCUUUCUCGCCCGUCUGUUUUCCGCCGACGGUUUCUGACUGUCUGUUUGUUGGCUGUGUGAGGGAACACAAGCUUGCUAAUGUGUACUACACAGGUGAAAUGUUAAGCUUUGGUUGUGCAAUGACUAUCUUUCUCUACUCUCACACUGAGGCAAGUGAUGUUACUAUUAUCCAGUGGAUGAAAGCUUGCUAUUUACAGUGGAAAAAAAAAAUCAGCUAAUUAUUUAUUGUUUGAAAAAUGAAGAAGAAACACUUUGUUGUGUUGUUAUGGCUUCUAUGUGUGUUUUUUUUUUUUAUUUACUUGUUUCUGAAUGCUACAAUCAUCAAAGAACUGAUUUAACAGAUUUAUUAUUUUUCCAAAUGGUGCACUUUGUGGGAAUGCCUGUCAUGUGCAGUGACAUGUUGCAGAAUUCUAUGCAUGGACUCUGUUAAAGCAUCAAAACACGUAACUGCUAUCCUUGUUAUUAAGGGCUAUGUAGUAGUAUUUCACACCACACCAUCGUUAUGCUCUGUAGGUCAUGCUGAGUCAGCGUUUUCCUAAGCCCAUUGUUGGCGUGAGCUGCGGACUCAGCAGUAAAAUAUUGCAAACAACCACAGAAUUUUCAUGUGUUUGUUUUCAAAGGCGGGGUUUCCCAGUUGGCCACACAACUGUGAUAAAAGACAUGUACAGCUCUAAAUGUUUUGAAUAAAUUGCCAAAUGAUGCUACGUCAGAUCGACAAGCAAAAUGGAUUCUGAUUGGCGUGCAGAAAUGUCGUAAUGAACACUUACUUUGUACAAAUGUUAAGUUAUACAGCCGAUAUCUGCUUUUUAAGCUACUUCUGGGUGGCUUCAUAGUGUCUUUCAGGUGAACUAUUUAAGGAUAAUGUCAGCCUUUACUUUAUAAUUGUGGUAUGAGAUCAUGAAAACAAGCAGCUUAUGAUGAGCUCUCACUGCUAAGACAAUCUUAACACUGAUGCUUUUUGGGGGGUUUUAUAGAUCACCGACCUUGAAAUGACAUGUUGUUGUCUGUAAAGGCUCAUGUUGAUGUCAUGGUACUUAGUUGGCUGUGAAAUUGUUACUAGUUAACUUUAACUGUUUUUUUUUUUUUGCAUCAUGGAGGCAUUUCACAUCUCAUUCUCUGACUCAAAGAUUGUUGUUUGGGUUGUGGUUUAUCAUUUGCAUGGAAACAGUUGACUUUUCGUAAAUAAAAGAUGAAUCUUUGUGGAA